Spodoptera exigua (beet armyworm) is the source of this 1665-nucleotide messenger RNA. The record is from the annotation of a GenBank genome assembly. Lineage: Eukaryota; Metazoa; Arthropoda; Insecta; Lepidoptera; Noctuidae.
AUGAAGGUGGUUGUUGCGUGUCUUCUUUGUGUAGUAAUUCGUGUGGAAAGUGUUAUUUAUCAAAAUGUAACAUAUCAACCCGUUCAAAGGCAGUUGUUGGAUUUCAAGAAAGAACAUCCGCUACCGAUAGGACUAUGGACCAAAGUUGCCGGAGACCCGGUUGAAAUCCGUGACACACUGUCAAUUAACUCCGAUCAAUUUAACAAUCAAUGGCUCAUAGACACUUUUUCGACGUUCGAUGGCGAAAGAAUCCCAGAGCGUGUGGUACACGCCAAGGGUACAGGAGCCUUCGGUUACUUCGAAGUCACGCACGAUGUGUCCAAGUAUACAUAUGCUGAUGUGUUCAAUGGGAUAGGGAAAAAGACACCGUUGGUCGUAAGAUUGUCAUCUGCACUACAAAAUUUAGGUGGCUCUGAUCUGGGCAGAGAACUGAGGGGUAUGUCCAUCAAGUUCUAUACGAAGGAAGGAAAUUUAGACCUUCUGUGCCUCUCAAUUCCUGUUUAUCUCUACAGAGACCCCAUGUUCUUCUUAAACCUGGUACAUGCUUUUAAAAGAAAUCCUCAGACCAAUAUGUUCGAUUUUACGGCACAAUGGGAUUUAAUGACGCUACGACCGGUAGUCAAUCACAAUCUUUUCUGGACAUUCGCUGAUUAUGGCAUACCAGAUGGCUACAGGCGGAUGGAUGCUUUCCCCAUUCAUACUUAUGAACUUUCAAAUAAGCAUGGGGAGACACAUUAUGUGAGAUUCAACUUUAGAACGGAGCAAGGCAUCGCAACACUCACAACUGCCCAAGCCGCCGCUAUUCAAGCUCAAGAUCCAGAUUACUUUAAUAGAGAUUUAUACAACGCUAUCGAUUCAGGGAAGUUCCCUGCUUGGAGACUAGAGAUGGACGUGAUGACUAAACACGACAUACAAAAACUCGAUUAUGAUCCGUUCGAUGUCACAAGACUGUGGAAGAAUGGUACAUUCUUCACUGUACAGGUUGGGCGGUUGGUACUAAACAAAAAUGUAGAAAAUCAGUUCAGAGAUGUUGAACAAGGCGCGUUUAAUCCCGGUCAUUUAGUACCCGGUAUUCCUGGACCAGUAGACUUUUUGUUCCGUGGUAGAAGAACUUUCUAUAGGGACACUCAAAAUUACCGUCUGGGCAGAAACCACAAUAAUAUUUUAGUAAACUUACCAUUGUACGAGAAGACGUAUGUGCGAGAUGGAAGGCCACCUACUAGGCUUAAUAUGAAGAACGCUCCUAACUAUUAUCCUAAUUCAUUCAAUGGGCCAGUUCCAUAUGUAGAUGAAAAGAGACCAAAGAAGAAGCUGCAAGUAUUGGAAAAUAACGCUAUCGAUUUAGAACCGUUGUGGUAUUUCUAUAACUUUAUUCUAGAAGAUGAAGCCCACAGGCAGAGAUUUAUUGAUAAUAUAGUCAUGUCCCUUGUACCAGUUACACCACCGGUGGUACAAAGAGCCCUGAAAUUUUUACAUUUGGUUGAUCAAGAUUUAGGAAGUCGUGUAAAAGUGGGUUAUCAAAUAGGGGUAGCACAAGCAAUGGCUGAGCAAGCGGCGGCCGCAGCCAUACCUCCGCCAGUUACACCUCUAAGAAAUGUUCCAACAGCCGAAGGGCCUCCUAAACAUGACUACUAUAAAGAUAUAUACAAAUUAAAAAUUCAUUGA